GCUCUCGCGAUUGCUGUCAGUGUCAUUCCUCCGAUUCAAUGGCUGACAGUGGCGGUAGCGAGAUGAGUGAUUUCACGGCGACUUAUUCAGAAACCGCAACAGUAGAAAGUAAUUCCAAUCACAUAGGAAACGGUUCUGUCGCGUAUGAAAAGGUGGAUAGUGAGGAGAGUUUGCGGAAUCGUCGGCGACUGAACGGAACGGCUGUGAAUCAUCGAGAUGAAGACUUGCGGAAAACGACAUCGUCGUCACAACAAAAUGGUCUCAAUUUCAGUAAACACAAUACUUCAUCGGGAGAUAAGGAAUCUUUCGAAGAAGUCUCGCUUAUCAGUGCCUGCCUAACAUACUUGGGAUUUUAUUUACUUAUGGUAUUAGGUUAUAUCAAUCAAUUGUUAUUCAAACCAAAGGUAACAAAGGAAGAGAAUCGUGAGGGCUACGUACCACUCUACAAUAGUUUUGAACGUUUCUAUAUGCUUUACAUAUAUCGGCGCGUUCGUGACUGUUGGAAUCGUCCAAUAUGUAGUGUUCCCGGAGCUGAAUUAACAUUGAAAGACCGCAUUACGCCCGACUAUGGAUGGACCUUUGAAUUUACUGGAACGCAAACACGUUGCUUGAAUCUAGGUUCAUAUAACUAUCUCGGUUUUGCUGCUGCUGACGGUCCAUGUGCGGAUGAUUCUGCGAAAAUGAUUGAAAAAAGAGGUUUGGCAUACUGCAGUUCUCGACAAGAAUUGGGAACUUCAUUUUUACAUCAAGACCUUGAAGCACUCACUGCGAAAUUCCUUGGUACCGAGGAUGCCAUUGUCUUUGGAAUGGGCUUUGCUACUAACGCACUCAAUCUGCCGACUCUCAUGUCCCCUGGCUGUUUGGUAUUAAGUGAUGAAAAGAAUCAUGCCUCUAUCAUUUUGGGACUUCGAUUGUCUGGGGCCACGAUCAAAGUUUUUAAGCACAAUAAUAUGAAAGAUUUAGAAAGGGUGCUUCGUGAUGCGCUGGUAUAUGGACAACCAAAGACAGGGGCGCCUUGGAAAAAAAUGAUAAUCUGUGUUGAGGGAGUUUAUAGUAUGGAGGGUUCGAUUGUUAAACUACCGGAAAUUGUUGCACUGAAGAAAAAAUAUAAGGCGUAUAUUUAUUUGGACGAAGCUCAUAGCAUCGGAGCAACAGGACCGCACGGAAGAGGAAUUGUCGACUAUUAUGGGUUGGAUCCGAGUGACGUGGACAUACUGAUGGGAACUUUCACUAAGAGUUUCGGAAGCGCCGGCGGUUAUAUCGCUGGGUCGAAGAGGCUCAUCAAUUUUUUGCGUACAAACAGUCACGCUCACUGGUACGCUAGCUCAAUGUCACCACCUGUAGCGCAACAAAUCUUCACUUCCAUGAGCAUUAUUUUAGGAUUAGAUGGCACCAACGAAGGUCGAAGACGCAUCGAACAAUUAGCGCGAAAUACACGCUACUUCCGACGACGAUUAGCACAAAUCGGCGUGAUCACAUAUGGUCAUGAAGAUUCGCCUGUUAUACCUUUACUUGUGUAUUUAUUCUCGAAAAUUGGCGCUGUUGUUCGAACAUUGACGACCCGCAAGAUCGCCGUUGUUGGAGUUGGUUUCCCCGCAACGCCUAUCAUGGAAGGACGAAUACGAUUCUGUUUGUCUGCUGCCCACACAAAAGAACAACUCGAUUAUGCUCUGAAUGUUAUUGACGAGAUCAGCGAUAAGCUCGGUCUCAAAUAUUCACGGAAACCUCGUGAUCCAAAUCCUAUUGAAUACUAAGCCCAAAAGUUUGCUACUUUAUUUAAAUUGAAAAUUUCAACUAAAAGAUUCAUAUUUUAAGAUAGAAAUUAUUUCUGCGAAGUAAAUCCAUUUGAAAUAAAAUACUUGAACAUAAUGAAAUAUAAAACGAAGGUUUUUGUAAGAGUCAUAACGCUGGAAACUUCGUUCUAUUUUAAACCAAAAUAAUAUGUAAAGCUCUUACCGUAGAUUGCGAGUGUACAUUGAUGUUGUAGGUAUGAAUUACGUUCAAAUUGAACGUAAGUGCGCAGUUCUUUUUUUUGUGCCUUUAAAGAUAACAGUGACAUUGUUGUAAAUGUAACAAAUAAUAUAUCAGAUGCAAAGAGUGCUUCAUGCAUGGAGAGGGAACAAACAUAUUUUCAUUCCAGUGAGUUGAAACGAAACGAAACAGAUCAGGAAAUUAAAUGAAUAAACUGAAAGUGAAUUUUCAAUAGAUUUCAAAAUGCUGUUUUUAGAUACAUCACUGGUACCCAGGACUGCUUCCAUGCUUUUCAUCCAAGCGUUUUUCGCGUUUGUGAAAGUCUAGGAGCAUCCGAAGGAUCGUGUUCGUUUUUGCGAAGCAUUUUGUUUUGCAAUAUAGAAAAGUGAGGAUAUUAUUCGUUACGCAUUUUUUCUUCUGGGAUGUUAUGACGCUCAAUCAGCUUUUUAUGUACGCGCAAAACAUUUUUCUUGCAAGCUAUCAGUAUCGCACUAUAAAAACUGUCAGCACUUGUUAGUUGUUUUAUUUUUAAAAAUUUAGGGUUUUUCCCCAUUCCUAAGGAAACUUUUGACGCUUUUUAUAUUUAGUAGGUUAAGAACAAUUGAAAACAUAACACGAAUAAAAGGAACGUUCGGAUUUGUUCUGUUUGUAUAUGGCUUUCUUGUUCGUAAGAUAUUUUGAAAAAUCUGUAAAAGUUAAUUUUGAAAUGGAUGAAAAUAGAUAUUUUCUGAGAAUA
Hermetia illucens (black soldier fly) is the source of this 2707-nucleotide messenger RNA. RefSeq names its product serine palmitoyltransferase 2 (gene lace). The coding region runs from base 39 to 1754 and encodes 571 amino acids. Gene Ontology annotation, molecular function: serine C-palmitoyltransferase activity; pyridoxal phosphate binding. NCBI's taxonomy places the organism in Eukaryota, Metazoa, Arthropoda, Insecta, Diptera, Stratiomyidae. Gene Ontology annotation, biological process: ceramide biosynthetic process; sphingosine biosynthetic process. The transcript is spliced from 5 exons. Gene Ontology annotation, cellular component: serine palmitoyltransferase complex. The record is from RefSeq and is a predicted model, not a curated record.